UCAGCAAGGGCAACAGCAACAUCACCAUGCACUACACCUCAGUGCUGCUCCUUGUCCUACCUCUUGUGAUACUCGAACUCUGCGCCGCCAAGCCUUGGUGGCCCUCCAACGAUGUCGGCUACGAUGCCAGCUUGGAUCCAGUGGCCUGGUCUCGUGCCUUUGUCCAGGAAAAAGUACGCACAUCCCGGAGGAACAAGAACCGUCACCAGCAGUCCACCGGUUGGUGGUACCACACGCCCACAGCUCCCGAACCGACGGCUGCUCCCCUGCACUUUGUGGACAGAAAUAACUACAGGAGAUUCCUGAAGAGGCGCCGCAAGCUGGCGGCACGUGAGCGCCACCUGCAGACCCAUCGGCAUCAGUAUCCAAAUUCAUUCUCAUACACACAUCGCCAUUAGGAGGUGCUAAGCGUGCAUUAAUUCCUAGUUAUUAGCAUUAUUAAACAAUAGACCAAGAA
Drosophila guanche is the source of this 457-nucleotide messenger RNA. RefSeq lists its product as uncharacterized. The transcript has a single exon. The coding region runs from base 27 to 398 and encodes 123 amino acids. Lineage: Eukaryota; Metazoa; Arthropoda; Insecta; Diptera; Drosophilidae. The record is from RefSeq and is a predicted model, not a curated record.